AUGCUGGACAACGAAAUAGAUGAAGAUCAAAAAGUGGUGGAGUUCGACUUCCCGUUGCCAAUCAACUCAAUCACCCAAAACCUCGUCAAGAGACACGCCAAAAUAUCCAGCAUAAUCGGGUUGCCCAAGGAUGAUGACUUGCUAGUGUUCAUCUUCGAAACGGCGGCAUCGCUAUGUGACCCUUUCACUCAGCCUGAGGAAACCGAGGAGUCUGUGCUCAGCGUUGACGCCGUGUCUGACUUUCUCAUUGCCUUGUCUUACACCAAAUAUGUCCAAGACAACCACCUGGAAGUUAACUUUGUCAGGGUGGACAUCGAGUCCAUCAAGUUUGAGCUUUCCCUUGCAUUUUUCAAAUUGUUGAGGUUCAUCCAUCGUGUAUUAAACGCUGAAAACGAGCUCAGAACAAGGUAUGUCAAUAAUGAUGAAGAGCAUUGGGCACAGAACCUUCCACAGUGGACGCCCAAACCUCCGUUGGAUUUAGAGGAAUUCAACUUAAAACUAAUCUACUCAAUCGCAUGUAUUUUGAUCUUGGGGAUCUACAAAUUAUUCAAACCUACCGACGAUUCGGUGCCGUACAAUCUAAUGGUAAAUCCAUACCUUCACUACCUACUCAAAUUGUGGAAAUGUCAUACCAACAUCAUUCUCUUAGGUCUCGAAAUUGAUCGAAGAAUCGAAUUUGAUAAUCAUGAAAAGGGAGAAAUGAUGGAUACCCCUGAAAUCGUCAAACAAACUCUAAAAGGCUCUUCAUCCAUAAGGUAUAUCUUGUCCUGGAUUAUCAACCAAAACCCUUCACUGUUCUACGACGAAGACAUAACGGAUAUAGAGGAACUCGAGACUAAUGACAUGAAGAAGGAGUCUUUGCUAAAUUUUAUACAACCAAUACUCAGAAAGAAGAUUAAUGGUGGAAGUCUACUGAUCGAUAUGAGAUUAGUUAUCAUCGGAUUGUUGAUUAUUAACACCGGUAUUUCCUAUACACCGGGAUUGUAUCAGAAGGAGGAAGAGCCUUCUGCAAAUGAAGAUGAAGCCACGCGCAGACUCAAUAGAAUCAAACCCAUAACCGAGUUGGGCGAUAUUUUAAUAGACCUUGAGUAUGAGGAUAGGUUUGAUGAAGAUAUCAGGUACAUAUUUGAAUAUGAGUUUGAAGACGAGUGGGAAAAAGGUGAGGAUGAAGAUUCUGAGCAUUUGGUAGAAGACGAAGAGACCGAUGAUAGGAAAAUCAAUAAUGGUACAAAUGAAAUGGUCCACGGUUCCAAUGAGAUUAAAGAUCAAGAUGGACAAGCAGCUAUGAGAUCGCCUGAUUCUACUUCAAUUGAGUUUGAUGACAAAGGUAGAGAUUGGAGAGAUGUUCCAAGAGGUCAAAAUAGUGAGUUUCAAGAAUGGUUUUUGACAAAGUUGGAGAAAUAUGAGCAACUGCAAAACAAGCAAGAUUCGGAUGAUUUCUUUAAUUCGUGGAACGAGUUGUAUGAGACGUUUGAGUAUUUGAGUACAACUAGUAUUGAAGGGGACGUUGAAUCCGAAACCAAGCUUGGUCAAGUUGUUAUUAAUUCCAUAUCUAAGGCUAUUAAGCAAGAAGUUGAAAACUUACAUGCAUCCGAUGACCUGAAGAAAUCAGAAGUCUCCCAGUCUGCCAUAACUCCAGAUAAAAUAUACCAAUACUGGCUAACAUCAGCUACAGAGAAAUCAGUUCAGAUCACACAAGAGAAUAACAAAUUAAUAGUGCCGAUUCUCAGUAUCACUAGAUUUGAGAUUUUUCUCCAUAACAAUAGCAAGCUUGCUAGAUGUUUAAUGGAUGAAAUGUUGAUGUGUAAUGGUUACAGAAGAGUGCUAAUUUGGUUCCUUACCCAUAAUUUGAACCUUUCUACGUUAUUGAUUGACUAUGUCUUUGAGCUCCUAGUCGGUAUUAGGGGUUCCAAUCAGGGUCAAGCACCGUACAAUUUCACGAGAAAGGGAGACAAGCUAGAGUUGAGUGAAAUCGAACGGCUGAUGUUACUUCACGAGUUUCUCACCAACAGUAGCAUGUACCUUUCAUCCACAGAAGGAAUUGAAAUUGAUGAUGGAUACAAAGUUGUUUUGGCCGAGUCCAUCGCAAUGAAGUAUAUGUCGCUAAUGUGUCUCAUGAUCAACCAGCUCAUGAGAAUAGGUAUUAUAGAUUUGAACCGCCCCAAAAACGCCGAAGGGGUCGAUGAUGAUAUUCAUGACUACAGAAACGAAUUGCAGGUUUUACUCAUCAAUUGGGUGGGGAAACUACCUGAAGCAAGACGGCUAUUUUUCAUGGUCAAAAACUACAAUGAGGACAAGCGGGAUGAUGAAGUCACUGAAGUGAUAGGCAGUGAACUGGGUGAAUCUACGAUGGCAGCUCAAAUCGAGCUUCUUGAGAAGUUCCAGACACUUCGUACCCAAGAGGUAUCUGAAUAUUUGGAAAAUAAUGAGAGCGACAUGAAGCUCAUAGCAAAUCUUGCAAGGAAGUUCGAGUUGUAUCUUGGAAUGGUAUUAACACCCAAGGAGUCGGGCAUCAACAACAAUGAGUUGAAGAACAUCCAACAGCAUUUUGCCAUGUUUUUCGAGUACUUUAAUACCUUGUGCAGAAUCGAGUUUGUUGCAGAGUACCUAUUCGAAAAGUUCGAGACUGUGAUCUCUACGGGACAAAACGAGGUGAAGCCCACCUCGCUUAGCCAUGAAGCAGCCGCAAAUGAGUUUGCAGAUGCCGAAUUCAGCGCCGAAUUCCUCGCAACGCCAGCGGGCGUCGACAACACCAAGCCCAAGUCUACCAAGCCCAAGAAAAGCAACAAGAAAAAGAAUCGAAAGAAGAGGAACAAUCAAUUAAGAAGUGCUAUUCCAAGAUCAUUACAGUUCACCGCAAAGAGAAUGUCUUCCUUCACCCCACACCAGGUUAAGACCGCUACCGCCCCAGGCCCAGCUGCCCCUUAUUCACAGGCAGUCAAGAUCAACGGAUUCGUCUAUGUGUCUGGCCAGAUCCCAUACACUGCCCAAAACAAGCCAUUGCCAGCCGGUGCUUCUAUUGAGGAACAGGCAGAGCAAGUGAUUCAAAACGUGUCCAACAUCUUGGAGGCUGCCAACUCUUCGUUGAAGCAUGUUGUCAAGGCCAACAUCUUCUUGACUGACAUGAAGAAGCAGUUCGCCCCAUUCAACUCUGUCUAUGGUAAGUACUUCGAUGAGAUGAAGCCUGCCAGAUCGUGUGUGGCUGUCAAGGAGUUGCCAUUGGGCGUCGACUUGGAAAUGGAGGUCGUUGCCGUGGAAAAGGAAGACCCCAAGUUGUAG
Molecule: messenger RNA, 3279 nt
Organism: Suhomyces tanzawaensis NRRL Y-17324
Lineage: Eukaryota; Fungi; Ascomycota; Pichiomycetes; Serinales; Debaryomycetaceae
Product: CCR4-NOT core subunit
Exons: 4
Coding region: 1-3279 (1092 amino acids)
Cellular component (GO): mitochondrion; cytosol
Molecular function (GO): deaminase activity
Source: RefSeq, a predicted model, not a curated record